AUGACAGACCCCAGUAUCGCCCGCCUCAACGCCAUUCCCUGGGUAGCCAGCCUCAUCCACGACCCAAAAUGGACCCGUGUACAGACGAUAUCGCGAGUCCUGCAGUCUUCAGGUGAAGACUCUUUCUACUCAGAGACACUUGCUACCGAUCGCACGAUGCGCUCAUGCCUGACGUUAUUACCUGCCGUCGAGGCGGACGCCAAAAUUGCCUUCAGGGAGGUUUUAUGGAUCGUUGAGCUCGGCGACGGCUUAAACGGGUAUCCGGGCACCCUUCAUGGUGGCAUGGCAGCGACAUUACUCGACGAAGUUUGCGGCAUACUCCUCCAGUCGAAUGCGGCGAAGGCCUCCGAGCGCGCGCGCACAGGCACUACGGACAGGCUUGAUGAGUAUAUGACAGCUUACCUCAAUACCACAUACAAGAAGCCGAUACCAGUGCCGGGAACGAUACUCUGCACCGCCAGGUUUGAGCGGGAAGAAGGUCGGAAGCUAUACGUUCGAGGUACCAUCGAAGACGGCUCAGGAACAAUAUACACAAUAGGGGAAGCCUUAUUCAUCAAGCUCAAGCCUAAGAUGUGA
Molecule: messenger RNA, 576 nt
Organism: Parastagonospora nodorum SN15
Lineage: Eukaryota; Fungi; Ascomycota; Dothideomycetes; Pleosporales; Phaeosphaeriaceae
Exons: 2
Coding region: 1-576 (191 amino acids)
Source: RefSeq, a predicted model, not a curated record